Molecule: messenger RNA, 2066 nt
Organism: Gekko japonicus
Lineage: Eukaryota; Metazoa; Chordata; Lepidosauria; Squamata; Gekkonidae
Product: monocarboxylate transporter 2-like
Exons: 5
Coding region: 120-1622 (500 amino acids)
Biological process (GO): monocarboxylic acid transport; transmembrane transport
Cellular component (GO): membrane
Molecular function (GO): monocarboxylic acid transmembrane transporter activity
Source: RefSeq, a predicted model, not a curated record
UUCGGUGUGUAGGCACUUCAGCAGUGAGUUGCUUUUGGCGGCCGGCUCUCCGGACGUAUGACAGUUGCGGUGAAAGGGUUUCCAGAGAUAUCCUUUCGGGGACUUAAUUUUGCCCUGACAUGCCUCCUACAGCAGUCACAAGAAUAAAUUAUACCCCUCCAGAUGGUGGAUGGGGAUGGGCAGUGGUAUUUGGAGCAUUCGUAUCCAUUGGAUUUUCAUAUGCUUUCCCUAAAGGUAUAGCAAUAUUUUACAAAGAAAUCCAGGAUUUCUUUGACACAUCGUACGGUGAGAUUGCAUGGGUUUCUUCAAUUAUGUUGGCUACUACCUAUGGUGGAGGUCCCAUUAGCAGUAUUUUAGUCAGCCGGUUUGGUAGCCGACCAGUGGUCAUAUUCGGCGGGCUACUAUGUGGCAUAGGGAUGGUCUCAGCUUCCUUCUGCACAAGCAUUUUUCAGCUGUACGUUUGUGCUGGAUUUAUCACAGGGCUUGGCCUUGCCCUUAACCUCCAGCCUUCUGUGAUCAUCAUUGGAAAGUACUUCCUGAAACGACGACCAAUUGCCAAUGGCCUUGCCAUGGCAGGAAGCCCUGUCAUGCUGUUUACACUUGCCCCUAUGAACCAGUUCCUUUUUGACCACUUUGGUUGGAGAGGGAGUUUUUUUAUUCUGGGGGGAGUUCUGUUGAACUGCUGUGUGGCUGGAGCUCUCUUCAGACCCAUUGGAGCAGCUACAGGCCCUGCUAAGAGCCCCAAAGCGAGGCAAGCUAUGGAGACUCGAGAAGAACAGCUGGAAACGGGAAAAGCUGAACUGCCUGGGCCUGGCAAUGAAGAGAGGGAGGACAGAGACUGUUGUGAAAACUUUAACAAGUACCUUGAUUUAUCCCUUUUCAAACACAGAGGCUUCCUGAUAUAUUUGGUAGGAAAUGUGCUCAUGUUCCUGGGAUUUUUUGCUCCAAUUGUUUUUUUGGCUCCUUAUGCGAAGCACCUUAAAAUUGAUGAAUAUUCUGCAGCUUUCCUCCUCUCUAUUCUUGCCGUUGUUGAUAUGGUAGCCAGGCCAGUUACAGGACUCAUUGCAAACAGCAGAUGGGUGAGGCCAAAGAUUCAAUAUUUUUUCAGCAUCUCCAUUAUUUUUAAUGGAGUCUGCCAUCUCCUGUGCCCUUUAGCCACAGGCUACGUGGGCUUAGUAGUGUAUUCGGCCUUUUUCGGCUUAGCUUUUGGAAUGGUUUGUGCAAUGCUGUUUGAAACUCUCAUGGAUCUUGUUGGUAGCAGCCGAUUCACAAGUGCCGUAGGACUGGUCACCAUUGUGGAAUGUUGCACCAUACUGCUUGGGCCACCUAUUGGAGGGACCAUUAUUGAUGUUUCUGGGGACUAUAAAUUCAUGUUCAUUAAAUGCGGCAUCGUGAUGGUCUUGGCUGGAUUGUUUCUGUUCGUCAUGAAUUACUACAAUUACAGGAUGCUUGCAAAAGAGGAGAAAAGGAAAAAAUGUGAAGUGGCAAAGAAGAAUGAUGAAUACCUAAGGAAAGAAAGUAAGGAGAGCAAUAUCCAGAACACAAAACUGAUGCAGGAUGGGCCUGAAACGGCCCCUCUAAGGACUGAAGAGGAAGCUGCUGACAGCACAAAUGAGUCCUAAGCCUGUUUUAUAAGCCUCUGACUCGGAAAUGACUCUUUUGUGUUUGUUUCUUAAAGUGACCAUAAGUGAAUCACACGAAAUUUCCUUUCUGCCUUUAUAUACUGUAUUUGCCUCUCUAUUUGGUCUAAAAACCGAGAAGGAAAUAAUAAGCCCUUGUUCUACAUGAGCACCUGGCAAAUAUUAUGUGGUACUUGUUUCUGCACCACUGCACAUCAGUAUAGACUGUCUUCUAUAAGUUUCUGCCACUGCUGAGCACAACCGAUGUUUUUUCCUUGCUCAAAACUAGUCUCAGCCCUGCAAUUCUUUCAAGGUCAUGCAAAAAAAGAAGGGAAAUACCCAUGAUUUCUUAGGGUAUACCCAUGUUGGAGCCUUUUUUGCCCUCAGUUCAGUAUUUUGGCACAUACUUAAAAUAACAGGGACAUGAAGCUGCCUUAUAUUGAAUCG